Messenger RNA from Echinococcus granulosus, 372 nucleotides. RefSeq lists its product as hypothetical. The transcript is spliced from 2 exons. The coding region runs from base 1 to 372 and encodes 123 amino acids. Lineage: Eukaryota; Metazoa; Platyhelminthes; Cestoda; Cyclophyllidea; Taeniidae. The record is from RefSeq and is a predicted model, not a curated record.
AUGAUUGAAAAAGCUCAAUGUACAGACCUCAAUCUGAUUCUUGAGUUCCUCAUAGUGCUCAUCAAGAUGGUUGACGCCGGAGACACUAGCCUUCAUAAGGAAAUAGGCUACAUCCAGAUUAUUCAUCCAUCUAACAUUCGAGACUUGGUCUCCAUCACCUUCAAGCUGUGCAACAAGGGUAGCACCUUCAGACCAAAGUCGUGCAGAAUACGCACAUCAAAGCGCAUUGUGCUGCCAAUCAGGCUACUCAUGUCUAGCCCUUUGAUCGGAAUUUUUGAAGCUACAGCCUUCGCCAUUUCAUCCAUAUUUCGAGUUCAACACCAGACAGUUCUCCAUCAAACAGGCCAAUGCAUAACAAAAGUCUGGGCUUAA